AUGUCGACUGUAUCAUUCGACGAUGAACAAGAACGAAUCUACGCUAUCUCAGUCAUGGAACUCCCGUAUUCUUACAACUCCACAGAAGGCUGGUACAAGCCAAACGGGCAAAGUCAAACAAUCAUCAUGAGAAGAACGUCUCUCGGAACAACAUCUCUGUCCACAACAUCCCCCACCACAUCCCAACCAAAUUCGCGUACUGGUACUCUCGACUCCGACCGCAGUGCUGGACGAGAGAAUCGCGAUCCGAAUGCCACCAAAGCGAAUGUACCGAACAGCACCCAACAUGCGCGUGCCCACCAAGUUCCGGCAGCUGCGCGUGUUCAACUGCAGUCUCAGCCGAAUACCAAGGCGAACUAUGCCUCGGACACGUUCAAGUCAAGGGCGAACGAUGUAGAGAAACACUUCAUCGGUCAUCAUCGCGAUGCGACUGCCCAUCCGAUGCCUGCACCCUCUCCCCCCGCUUCGUCGGUGUACUCGUACGGGUCAGGUCCCAGUAGCACGGGUGGAAAUAGUAUGGAACGGGCUUUGCUCCCCAAGAGGAGAGCAGCAAAUGGGAACGGGAGUACAUCUCGCGGCGCGAGAGCGACUCGCGCUGGCGCGGGGCUUGCAAGGGUAGAAGCGUCGGGAAAGGCGAAGAUUACGGGACAGGCAGGCAAAGUUGGAAGAGUUAUGAAGCGUCCGCCGAAUACUGCGAUUUACGUCAACGAGCUGGGUCCCAACGGAUCCUGGUACAUUCCGAAGAAGCCAAAGGACAGAAAUUCACCGGUCUCGUCGACGACUAAUACAACAGCAGCGGUGGAGCCAGGGCUAAUGAAGACCCUUUUAAACGCCUUCAAGAAGAAGAACAAGGUCGCUAAUGCUCCUCUGCACGUCCCACGCAGCUCUUAA
Molecule: messenger RNA, 891 nt
Organism: Psilocybe cubensis
Lineage: Eukaryota; Fungi; Basidiomycota; Agaricomycetes; Agaricales; Agrocybaceae
Exons: 3
Coding region: 1-891 (296 amino acids)
Source: RefSeq, a predicted model, not a curated record